Trichoderma reesei QM6a is the source of this 357-nucleotide messenger RNA. RefSeq lists its product as uncharacterized. Gene Ontology annotation, biological process: protein folding. The transcript has 3 exons. Lineage: Eukaryota; Fungi; Ascomycota; Sordariomycetes; Hypocreales; Hypocreaceae. The record is from RefSeq and is a predicted model, not a curated record. The coding region runs from base 1 to 357 and encodes 118 amino acids. Gene Ontology annotation, molecular function: protein folding chaperone. Gene Ontology annotation, cellular component: cytoplasm; prefoldin complex.
AUGGCCAUACCGAAUGAGGCGCUGCAAAAGCUGGCGCUUGAGAUCGAGUCACAAGCUAUCGCAGCGCAGCAGCAGAUUGGCAUCGUCCGAACCCAAUUAGCAGCGAAACAGCGAGAACAGCGCCUGCUGCGGUUGACCAUGAACGAGGUGCAGAGCUUUCCGAGCGACUCGGUCAUGUAUGAAGGCGUCGGGAAAAUGUUCGUUUCUCUUCCCCCCAGCACCCUGCAAGAGAAGCUGCAGCGCCAGAUCCAGGACCUCGAUGGGGAGGUUGACCGACUAAACCAACGACUGCUGUAUCUGGAGACGACGCACAAGAAUAGCCGGGAGCAUAUCGACCAGAUACUACGGACGCGUUGA